This is a messenger RNA of Penicillium verhagenii, 1023 nucleotides long. Its product is annotated as carbohydrate esterase family 5 protein. The coding region runs from base 1 to 1023 and encodes 340 amino acids. Gene Ontology annotation, cellular component: extracellular region. The transcript is spliced from 2 exons. NCBI's taxonomy places the organism in Eukaryota, Fungi, Ascomycota, Eurotiomycetes, Eurotiales, Aspergillaceae. Gene Ontology annotation, biological process: carbohydrate catabolic process. The record is from RefSeq and is a predicted model, not a curated record. Gene Ontology annotation, molecular function: cutinase activity.
AUGGAGAAACGGCAGUUCGACCUUGGUGGUACAGGAACCACGAGUGGGCUUGGCUCCCUGACUUCUCUUUUUUCUGACAUUCCCAGUCUGAGCUCCCUGGGCUCCGACGACGACUUGAGUGGCUUGAGUGACCUGAGCGACCUGAGCGACUUGGAUGACUUGACCACUCUGCCAACCUCGCUCAGUAGUCUGUCCAGCCUCGCUACCCGAACUAUCAAAAAACGGCAGUUCGAGCUCAGCGACUCAAGUCUGACCUCUCUCUUCUCCGACAUCCCAAGUCUAAGCUCCCUGAGCUCUUCUGACGACUUGAGCGACCUGGGCGACUUUAGUCUUCCAACGUCGCUGAGCAGUCUUUCCAGCCUUACCAGCGAUCUGCCCAGCUUCAGUCUGCCCACUGAUCUCUCCAGUCUCAGCGAUCUUAGCGACUUGAGCGACCUCGAUGAAUUCCGACGCAGGGCUAAACGCGCGACCGUGUCAUCGACCAUGAACGGCGUGACUGAGAACAGCACCUGUGAGCCUUUGACGCUCAUCUUUGCUCGUGGAACCGGGGAGCUAGGAAACAUGGGGACCGUCAUUGGACCUUCUCUUGCGACGGAACUGCAGACUUUGACUGAUAGCAAAGUCACCAUCCAGGGUGUGAACUAUGAUGCAUCCAUCGCUGGCGACGCAACAAUGGGCGAAGAUGGUGGCUCCGACAUGGCGACUCUAGUCAAGACCGCGCUUUCAAACUGCCCUGAUACCAAGGUUGUUCUCGGCGGAUACUCUGAGGGUGCGAUGGUGGUUCACAAUGCGGCGAGCAGCCUUACUGCUGAGCAGGUGACUGCUGCCGUGCUCUUCGGCGACCCAUUGAAGUUUGAGAGUGUUGGUAAGCUCUCCACCAGUGAUGUGAAGGAGUUCUGCGCCACUGGAGAUCCCGUUUGUGAGAAUGGGGAGGAUGUCAUUGCGCAUCUUUCUUAUGGAUCUGAUGCGACUACCGCUGCGACAUUCUUGGUCAAGGCAGCUGGACUUUCGACUAGCUCUUAG